Messenger RNA from Notothenia coriiceps (black rockcod), 3051 nucleotides. RefSeq names its product calcium-binding mitochondrial carrier protein SCaMC-2-B-like. Gene Ontology annotation, cellular component: mitochondrial inner membrane. Gene Ontology annotation, biological process: transmembrane transport. The transcript has 11 exons. NCBI's taxonomy places the organism in Eukaryota, Metazoa, Chordata, Actinopteri, Perciformes, Nototheniidae. Bases 15 to 1526 code for a protein of 503 amino acids. The record is from RefSeq and is a predicted model, not a curated record. Gene Ontology annotation, molecular function: calcium ion binding.
GUCCCAGCUUGAGUAUGAUGGAGGGGAUGCUUACUUUCCUGUGCCAGAGGCUUUUUGGCAGGACGCAGUGUCAGCCUGCUGAUCCUCAGUUGCCAGGGGAGAAAGAGACAGAGGCCGAUGGGAACUGCAGAGAGAAAAAUACUGUGCCCUCCUUUGACAGUAAAGAAAUCAGCAGGACUGAAACUCCAAAGAAGAACACUGUAUAUAUCCUUGUGGCACCUCCUAAGAGUCUUCAACAGAAAAUAGUGAAAGCAGGAGACAAGGACCUGGACGGACAGUUAGACUUUGAAGAGUUUGUCCAUUAUCUCAGAGACCACGAGAAGAAACUCCGGCUGGUCUUCAAGAGUCUCGACAAGAAGAAUGAUGGCCGGAUUGACUCGCAAGAAAUAAUGCAGUCUCUGCGUGACCUGGGGGUGAUCAUCUCUGAGGAACAGUCUGAGAAGAUCCUCAGAAGAAUAUGGAGGGGUCAUAUCUGGGCCCCUAUCUUGUAUAUGGACAAAAAUGGCACAAUGACUAUUGACUGGAAUGAGUGGCGGGAUUAUCACCUCCUCCAUCCAGCAGACAACAUUCCUGAGAUCAUCCUCUACUGGAAACACUCCACGAUCUUUGAUGUUGGUGAGAGUGUGUUGGUCCCUGAUGAGUUCACAGCUGAAGAGAAGAAAACAGGAAUGUUGUGGCGACAUCUAGUGGCUGGAGGUGGAGCGGGCGCUGUGUCUCGAACCUGUACUGCACCACUGGACAGGCUCAAAGUACUCAUGCAGGUUCACUCCUCCAAGAGCAACAGCAUGCGUAUCUCUGGAGGCUUCAUGCAGAUGAUCCGAGAGGGAGGUGUGAGGUCACUGUGGCGAGGCAACGGCAUCAAUGUCCUUAAAAUAGCCCCCGAGUCUGCUAUUAAGUUCAUGGCCUACGAACAGAUUAAACGAUUGAUGGGAAGUAACCAGGAGACGCUGGGCAUUGCGGAGCGGCUGGUGGCCGGCUCUCUGGCUGGAGCCAUCGCUCAGAGCAGCAUCUACCCCAUGGAGGUCCUGAAGACACGCUUAGCUCUGAGGAAGACGGGCCAGUACUCGGGCAUCGUGCAUUGUGCCAAACAUAUCUUUCAGAAGGAGGGGGCGGCUGCUUUCUACAAGGGCUACGUCCCCAACAUGCUGGGCAUCAUCCCCUACGCUGGCAUCGACCUGGCAGUCUAUGAGACUCUGAAAAAUUACUGGCUGCAGCGCUUCGCCACAGACAGCGCUGACCCGGGGGUGUUCGUGCUGCUGGCCUGCGGCACCACCUCUUGCACCUGUGGCCAGCUGUCCAGCUACCCCCUGGCCCUGGUCCGCACUCGGAUGCAGGCACAAGCUACCCAGGAAGGGGGCCCUCAAAUGACCAUGAGCACCCUGUUCAGACACAUCGUUAAGACCGAGGGGCCCUUGGGACUCUAUCGGGGCCUGGCUCCCAACUUCAUGAAGGUCAUUCCAUCAGUCAGCAUCAGCUAUGUGGUCUACGAGUACCUCAAGGUCCAACUGGGGGUCCAGUCAAAGUGAGGAGGGGCAGAGGCUGGAGGCUGGCGGCUUUAUGCGUUUUGUUUUGAGCUGAAGAUUUGCUGCGUUGGCCUCCAAGAAACAUGCAGCUGACACUCGACAUAUUCAAAUCCCAUUAUGAAAUAUCAGGGUUUGAAAAAUAAAGGUGAGGUGAUAUGAAUGAAGAGGAAUGAGAACCUGAAGGCAGAGAGGUUGAUGAAGACUCGAUUGAAGCAACUCAUUGUAGUUACUCUUAUAUAAACAUGUCUUGCGCAAUUCAGGGGACAAAUGUUUACAUUAAAUUCAUGGCAGUAGUUUACUGGGGUACCAGCAACUUGCCAAUGAUAUGUCAGGAGCUCCUGCUCAGUGUGAAGGGAGAAUCUUUGUCUUAAAGGGCUCUGCUAUAGCACAUCACAGACAUCAUUCAUGUUUUUCUUACACGUGCUCUCAGGCUCUCUCAGUUGGCCGCUUGCUGCAGCCCCAAGGACAACGAUACAGUAGCUGUAGCUUAGUAAUUCAUACGCACACAAGAUUGAAUCAGGACCAUAACGUUGUUUAUGGAACAUAACAUUUCCUUUUGUUUUCCAAGGUCCAAUGUUCCUUUAAAUCCAUUAGAUCCAUUCAGUCAGUUGUUUUAGGGAGCGAGAUGUGACCGAGCAGGAAAGCAGCAACAUGUCUCAUCAUGAUGUGACUUCAUUUGUUUAACAAUGAUUCACUGGAAAGCAUGUUUUUAGGAUUAUAUGUUGUGCUUUUUGACCUUAUUAUUCAGUCCAGAACAGGAGAGACAGGAAGGGGAGGACAUGCAGCAUUUGUACUGUUAAGGGAAACAUUGUGAGAUUAAGUGGACACUGCAGAUUCUGUAUUUUUAAGAAAUAGCAGUAUAAAAUGUUGAGUUUAGUGUCACGGGACACACCUCCAUUCUUCCUUAUUCCUGUACAAAAUAUCAGUUAACAUAUGUUUUCUUUUAAAGCAGGCCCCCUCUAUGCAGGUUUCAAAUGAGUCAUCAGGAAAAAAUGUCGUCUUAGCUCGUGACAUUUGAAUAUUUCACCAGUCGGCUGAAGACAUUUCCAUUUUUUCUUGUACGAAGUAAAUACAAGUCCUUCAUUUGACCUGCUGCAGCUCUCUGACUGCAGCUGCAGAUCCACGAGUGCCUUGUGUGCCUCUUACUUAAAUGCACUUGAACACUAUUAGAGGGGAAGUCUGUGGAACAUUGAAUGCACUUUAAGGUACUCCGCUUUAACUCCUGAUUUUAUUAUUAUUAAUGUAUUUAUGUAUUUAUUUUUACAAAAAAGGAUUCAUGACUGCAUUUGUGAUGUAUUGGUUAUGCUGAAUAAAUACAGGUCUCUUUGAUUUCAGAGUAAUCCGUGGUCUGAGAACUGGAAGUAAUAGAAGUAAUCUGACAUGGUUUCAAAGAAAUAGAAUGUUCAAUACAAAGUUAAACAAAAAAAAAGGAAACAAUAAUGUGAAUAAGUGGAGUAGAAUACUUAAAUCAACCAAUAUUUUGUGUAAUAGUUGGAAAAUGAUUAAAACUCAACUAAUUAUUGGGAAA